AUGGAAGUCCCCAAUGCAGCCGACCACGCCGGCGGCGUCUCGCUUCUGUUUACCACUGCGCCUGAGAUUUUUAGCGACAUCCAGUCUGCUGCGCAAUUCAGCGAGAUAGACGAGGUACAGCGAGUCAAGACCGAGGUUGAAAAGGUGCGACUUAUCAUCUGGGGACAGUCGGUUGGUUUGGAUGGGUCGCCAGAAAAGCGGGAUGAUGCGCUUAACGUGGCGCUGGGUGGGGAGUAUCUGAGAACGGCGGUGUCGGGGCUGCUGUUGAAUUGCUUUAUCAAAAUAUUUGAGGACUCCGAGAAGUUGAAGGACCGAUAUGGACUUGUUCAGCGUGUGAAUCAGGGGCCAGGGAGUUCCCAUUAUCUGCUGGUUGGAUUUACUUUCUGGAGAACCUACAAAAAAUAUGGUGGGCACACUGGUCGACAUACGCACCUGGGACUGGGUCGCGGGCAUGGCACUCCCUGGAUCAAUGUUCCCCUUGACACUGAUGUUCGGCCUCCACCAAGCAUGCCCAUCGCUGAAAAAGACAGCCCCAGCUGGAAAAGUUCAGCUUCGCCACGCAAACUUCGGCAUGGUUUUCAACCAAGUCUCAUAACGGCGCAGUCGGUCCAUUAUUAG
Molecule: messenger RNA, 618 nt
Organism: Pseudogymnoascus verrucosus
Lineage: Eukaryota; Fungi; Ascomycota; Leotiomycetes; Thelebolales; Thelebolaceae
Exons: 1
Coding region: 1-618 (205 amino acids)
Source: RefSeq, a predicted model, not a curated record